Conger conger (European conger) is the source of this 1571-nucleotide messenger RNA. It is a transcript of the gene slc35f3b, whose product is annotated as solute carrier family 35 member F3b. The record is from RefSeq and is a predicted model, not a curated record. The transcript is spliced from 8 exons. Lineage: Eukaryota; Metazoa; Chordata; Actinopteri; Anguilliformes; Congridae. The coding region runs from base 48 to 1571 and encodes 507 amino acids. Gene Ontology annotation, cellular component: membrane.
UGUAGAUAGGCUGUAGCGGGUUCGCGCUGUCCCUCUGUGUGACUACAAUGUACGGGGAUGGAGAGGGGGCGAUUUGGGACCGAGUUGGACGCCCCCGGCGGGACUGCAUGUGCUACCUGGGACCUCCGACUACUUUGAUGCCCAUCGGAAUGCGGAAAUCGCCCGACGUGAGCCCGAGACGGCUGUCAGACAUCAGCCCCCAACUGCGACAGCUGAAGUACCUGGUCGUGGACGAAUCGAUCAAAGAAGACUUGAAGGCGUCCCGCUCUGUGGAAGACAUAAAUAGCGCAUCCAUCGAGGAGCGGAUCCUGAGAAUCACUGGCUACUAUGGCUACCAGCCUUGGAACGCAGUUUACCACAGGGAGGACCGUCUGCGGGAGAGCGUGCUGGGGACGGUGGACGGCGCGGCAGCGGGCGGGGCGGGGGCGGAGUCGGGGGCGGGGAAGCGCCGGCUCCGCUGCGGCCUGCGGAUCACGGGCCUGCAGGUGCGCAAGGCGCUGUGGGGCGUGGCCAUGGUCGCCUGCGUCUGCUCGUCCUGGGCCGGCUCCACCCAGCUCGCCAAGCUCGCCUUCAAGAGGUUCGACGCCCCGUUCGCCCUCACCUGGUUCGCCACCACGUGGAACUGCCUCUUCUUUCCCCUGUACUACGUCGGACACCUGUGCAAGAGCCCGGAGAGACAGUCGCCCAGGCAGAGGUUCAGGGAGUGCUGCAGGUUCUUCGGAGACGACGGUCUGACGACGAAGGUGUUCUUCACCAAGGUGGCGCCGUUCGGCCUCCUGUGGACGCUGACCAACUACCUGUACCUGCAGGCCCUGCGCAAGAUCAACAGCACCGACGUGUCCGUCCUCUUCUGCUGCAACAAGGCCUUCGUCUUCCUGCUGUCCUGGAUCGUGCUCCGAGACCGCUUCAUGGGCGUCAGGAUUGUGGCAGCCAUCUUGGCCAUCGCUGGCAUCGUUAUGAUGACCUACGCAGACGGGUUCCACAGUCACUCUGUCAUUGGCAUCACACUGGUGGUGGCUUCUGCAUCCACAUCGGCACUGUACAAGGUGCUGUUCAAGCUCGUCCUCGGCAGUGCCAAAUUCGGCGAGGCGGCGCUCUUCCUCACCAUCGUCGGGGGCGCCAACUUCGUCUUCCUCAGCUUCGUGCCGGUCAUCCUCUACUUCACGCACGUGGAGUACUUCGACUCGGCCCAGAACAUCCCCUGGGCGUGCCUGUGUGGCGUGGCCGCCCUCCUAUUGGCAUUCAACAUUCUGGUAAACUUUGGAAUCGCAAUAACCUACCCCAACCUGAUUUCACUGGGCAUCGUCCUCAGUGUACCUGUCAACGCCAUGGUGGACCUGUACACCUGUGAGAUCAACUUCAACACGGUGCGCCUCAUCGCGGUCUUCAUCAUCUGCCUGGGCUUCCUGAUGCUGCUGCUCCCGGAGGACUGGGACCAGGGCCUGAUCCAGCUGGCCUCCAAGCUGCGCAAGCGGGACCAGCCAGCAGAGAGCGCCGGAGAGGCAGGCACCAGCGCGGGCCUCAACUGGAGCCGGAGGACCCGCACAUCCAUGUCCACGUUUGCCCACUGA